Messenger RNA from Microcebus murinus (gray mouse lemur), 1902 nucleotides. The record is from RefSeq and is a predicted model, not a curated record. NCBI's taxonomy places the organism in Eukaryota, Metazoa, Chordata, Mammalia, Primates, Cheirogaleidae.
GACUUCUCUCCAUGGCCAGCAAUCCCCUGCAUACCUCUUAAUCCUCCAGCAUUGUCUUCCACUCAACUUUGGUGCUCAUGAUGAUGGUGUUCUAAUGACACGAGUCUCCUUUCCUAGGCUCCUUCCUGCUUGGGUUCUUUUGCAUCACUAUAAACCUCUGUUAGCUCAUACUUACCUUCAGGCAACAUCUCAAAUGCUAUGACCUCUGCGAGACAUUCCCUGGUGCUCCCAAUUCUAAAGUCGGAAGAUACUGAAGAUUACUACAAGUUACUGGGAUGUGAUGAACUAUCCUCGGUCGAACAGAUCCUGGCAGAAUUUAAGGUCAGAGCUCUGGAAUGUCACCCUGACAAGCAUCCUGAAAGCUCCAAAGCUGUGGAGACUUUUCAGAAACUGCAGAAGGCAAAGGAGAUUCUGACCAACAGAGAGAGUCGAGCCCGCUAUGACCACUGGCGAAGGAGCCAGGUGUCGAUGCCAUUCCAGCAGUGGGAAGCUCUGAGUGACUCGGUGAAAACGUCAAUGCACUGGGCUGUCAAAAGUAAAAAAGACCUGAUGCUGGAAGAACCUGACCAGAUCCAUGCUAACAAGAUUGAAAAUGAGGAAUGGAAAAAGCAAAGAGAAAUAAAGAAAGAGGAGCUGACUUCAACCACAGAGAAAAUGGAGCAAAAAGAAGAGCCCCUGGAGAAGUCAGUCUCCUCGCAAAAUCCAGAUUCUUCAAGUUUUUCAGAUGUGAACUGUUGGCAUCUUCGUUUCCGCUGGUCUGGGGAUGCUCCUUCGGAUCUCCUGAGGAAGUUCAGAAACUAUGAAAUAUGAAAUGUCCCUGCUCCAUAAAAGAGGGAGAGCAGGAGUGUCCCCUGCACUGCCAACACACAGUCUUUGUUCAUAUCUUAAAAAUGUUAUGUUUAUAUGUCGUGCUUGUGAAUUGUUGAGUGUACCGAUUGAUUUUUCCAUCCUUGAACCAGUUCUCUUGUUUUUCAAAUGAGAAAAUAUUCAGAAGACUGGCUUCUUUCAACAUUUGAAUAGAUUAAGCCUCUUAGAUCCAGAGUAGACUGUAUUAUAUUCUUUUUCCUGUUAUUGCUAUUUAUAAAAAUCCAUAUAAAAAUCAAUCUCUGCACAGUGUAUUUAAAUGUUGCAUUGAUAGACUGUGGUCUCUAUUAGUGCUGGAUGUACGGAAAGACGUUUUCUGACUCUUGACUUAAAAUGAAAUGUGAAAUUACUUGUGUAAACCACAUAGAGUGAAAUAAAUAAUUUCCUCAAAGUCCAUAAAUGAAUUUAUAAUUCAACUAUAUUUUUAAAAUAAUUUGAAUAGACAUUUCUACUUUAAUAAUUGUGAAUUUAAAAGGCUAUGAUUUAUUUGAGGAAAUGAUAUGGUUUUAAAGGUUUCUUGUGUAUAAGCAAGUGAUCAAUUAUAAAUGAUGUUCUAACUAUGAAAAUGACCUGUUAAUAACCUGUAAAUAACCUCUUUAGUUUGGAAUUCUUUUGGGCUCAAGCAAUCCUGCCUCAGCCUCCCAAGUAGCUGGGACUACAGGUGCACAUCAUUGCUCCUAGUGAGGUUGAAAUUCUCGAUGGUAACAUGUAGUCUUUAGUUACUCUUUAGUUUGGGAACAAGUGGAUGAAAAAGUAAGAAGAAAAAAAGAUUUUAGAGUAGUUUCCUUAGUCAGUGACACUGGUCUUCACAACCAUAAAGAGAAUAUAGCAAAUGCUAUGGUCUGAAUGUUCGUGUCUCCCCUCCCCAAAUUCAUAUGUUGAAAUCCUAACGCCAAAGGUGGUGGUUUCAGGAAUUGGGGCCUUUGAAAGGUGAUUAUGUCAUGAGAGCCCUCAUGCAUGGGAUUAGUGCUGCUAUAAAAGUAAAUUGGGGCCGGGCGCGGUGGCUCACGCCUGUAAUCCUAGCACUCUGGGAGGCCG